Molecule: messenger RNA, 1872 nt
Organism: Rotaria sp. Silwood2
Lineage: Eukaryota; Metazoa; Rotifera; Eurotatoria; Philodinida; Philodinidae
Source: the annotation of a GenBank genome assembly
AUGAGUCACUUAUUUACUGUUUUCAAUCGUUCUGUGAACUGCAUUCGAACGACUGAUCAUCGAUGUGCUAAAUUACAAUUAGUUUCAUUACAAGGAAAUUUCUGUAAAGCUGUACUACGUAGUGAUACGUAUUAUUCAUCAGAAUAUUCAUUUCUAAUUUUAGAAGAUGCACUGGAUUUUUUACAAAUAUCUAACGACAAUAUUGAACUUCAUGAGCCAAUUGGUCAUGGUGCUUUCGGAACAGUUUAUCGAGCUACAUGGUUGACUAGGCAACAUAUAGUUGCAGUCAAAAAACUGCAUCUUACUUCGUGGAAUGAGAAAGCCAAGAAGGAGUUUUUCAAAGAACUUUCUUUGAUAGAUAGUCUUCGUUCUUCUCAUAUUGUCAAUUUCUACGGUGCAUGUAUAGAAACAGACAAUUGUGCAUUGGUUAUGGAAUAUAUAUCAUUAGGAUCAUUGUAUAAGUUGUUACAUGUGGAUAAUCUGACCUUAGUUUGGCCACUACGACUGUCAAUAGCAUUGAAAGCAGCGAAAUGCAUCAAUUAUUUACAUACAUUGCAACCAUGCAUCUUGCAUCGUGACAUUAAGUCGGUGAACUUUUUGUUAGAAAGAGCUCAUGACGGGUAUACUGUUAAAGUGUGUGAUUUUGGCUUGACUCAAACGCGUGUUGAAACAUUACACCAAUCAGUAUCAAAUCUUUCAAUGCCUGGUGCAUUGCAGUGGACUGCUCCUGAAAUACUGCAUGUACAUCCUCAUACAGAGAAGAGUGAUAUUUACAGUUUGGGAAUAGUUUAUUGGGAACUUGCUACAAACCAAAAACCUUAUAAUGGCUACAAUGAUAGUAAUAUUCGUGAAAUGGUGGUCGCUGGAAAUCGUCUGCCAAUACCAGAAGCAAUACCAUCGGGUUUCCGUGUACUUAUCGAAAAAUGCUGGGCACAUUAUCCAAAUCAUCGGCCAAAUAGUUCUGACCUAAUCGGAAUGAUCGAAGAAUGUAUCAAUAUUCAAAAGCGGUCCGAAGAUUUUUUACAAAUACCCGACAAGGAUUUAAUCUUGGAUAAUGACAUUGGUUGUGGAGCGUUUGGAACUGUGUAUCGAGCUCGAUGGUUGAGCCAACACCAAAUAGUCGCUGUGAAAAGGUUCCGUCUUACUCAGUUGGACAAGCAAGCCGAAAAAGAAUUCUUCAAUGAACUGUUGUUAAUGCAAAGUGUUCAUUAUCGUCACAUUGUCAGUUUCUAUGGUGCAUGUGUGGAACGUGGAAAGUAUGCAUUAGUGAUAGAAUACAUGUCAUUAGGAUCGUUGUACAAAAUUCUGCAUAAGGAUAGACUAUCAUUAGAUUGGUCUGCCCGAUUAUCCAUUGCUUUACAAACAGCCAAAAGUAUCAAUUAUCUGCAUAAACUACAACAACCUAUCUUGCAUCGUGAUAUCAAAUCGUCGAAUAUUUUAUUAAAAAAUUCGCAUGAAGGAUAUUUUGUGAAAGUAUGUGAUUUUGGUUUAGCUCGAACACAAAAUGAAAAAACACGACAAACUCAAUUGAUUGAUGGGUUAACUUGUACAUUGCAAUGGACUGCUCCUGAAAUACUGCGUUUGAAAAAGUACACCAAAAAGAGUGAUGUUUACAGCUUAGGAAUAGUUUAUUGGGAAAUAGCUGCAAAUGAAAUACCUUAUGAUGGUCAUGACAAUACCGUCAUUCGUGAAUUCGUACUUGCUGGUGAGCGUUUAGAAAUGCCGAAGACCACACCAUCAAGUUUUUCCGCACUGAUCAAUGAGUGUUGGGCCAACGAUCCCAAUGAUCGACCCGAAUGCUCUCACCUGAUCGAAAUGAUUGGAAAAUCAAUUCAAGAGCAAAGUAAUUUCAUGUUUGUUGUUCUGCUUUGA